Phyllotreta striolata is the source of this 2715-nucleotide messenger RNA. NCBI's taxonomy places the organism in Eukaryota, Metazoa, Arthropoda, Insecta, Coleoptera, Chrysomelidae. The record is from the annotation of a GenBank genome assembly.
CACUUUUUGACUUUUAACCUAAAAACAAAAAUGAAAUAUUUUGGAAAACAAAAUUGUAUUUGAUUUUAAAAGAAUUUGGAUAUUAUAAACUAAAAAUAAUUAAUUUUCGAUCGUUUAAAAUAACCCCUGAGUAAUUUAAUUAGGUCUUUUCGUGGAAUAAUUAGCAUUCAAGUAAAUUUGACAGACAGAUGACUGUCCAACACUCGUGAAUAUUUUCACAAAUAUUCCUCCAAGUCUCAAUAUUCCCGUUUUCAUUCAAACCCAAAGUGGCUCUUCCUAAAAAAUGUUAAGGAUUCUAAGAGGAGUGCAAAACAAAAUCGUUCGGAAACAACUACCGGUCCCAGCCCAUUUAGUCUACAGGCCUUCGAAGUACAACAACGGCAUAACCUUAGUUUCAUGUCGAAACUACAGCUCCGAAGCCCACACCGGAGGCGGCGGGGGCCGGAAAGUCUUACUAGCAAUCGGGGCAUUAGUAGCAACCGGAGGAGCCACCUUGGCGUAUGCCAAACACGAUAGCGACUUUAGGAAAACUCUAACGGGAGUAGCUCCGUUCACCGACGACUUGAUAUCGUUGUUGUGGCGGGAGAACAGCCAGAAUAGCAAUAUAGUCGUGUCUUCGUACAAUAGUAUUAAAGAUUUAGUAACCGGUUUAGUGAAUAAAGAUGGAAGCGAUGAAAAAGAUGAUAUUUUGGCAGCUCCCGUACCGAAAUCUACCAGCGCUGUACCGGACUCUUAUCCCGUUAAACCGGAUGAGAUAAUCCAACGACAGGACGAAGACGAAGACGAUUCGAACGAAGACGAUUUAAAGAAAAUGGAUCUUCGUCAUUCAGAAUCGCCUAUUAAUAUCGUUAUAGACGUAACGCCCAAGCAAAAAGUAGAUAAACCGAACGCGUCCCAAAUCGAGCAAUCCUCGGAGAAAGCUAACGUGGAAAAACUGCGACAACUCGAACAGAAGGUGUUCGAAUCCACCGAAGAGGCCAUCAACGCUUACAGCCAAGCAGCGUUCGCUAUCAGAACGUACAAUUCGGACAUCGAACACUUCGCCGACGAGGCCCCCAACGACAUCAAAUCGGACACCUGGGAGCGCAUCAAGACCAAAACGCGAUCGAAGAUCGAGAACGUAAACAAAGCGAGGGAGAUGGAAGAACUCGCCCUGAAGAAGCUCAACGAGUUGAAGUAUUCCAUAUCGAGUCAAAAUGUCGACAUUCCCGAGUCGAGCAAACAGGCGAUACGAGACGACAUCGUGAAGGUGCAGGAGGCCCUGCAGGAGGCUCGAAAUCAACUCGAACAGGAACUGCAACGCGGUAAGGUCUCCGAGAAGUAUUGGGACAAAGUGGAAAAGGCCAGGCGGCAUUUCUCGCAGGAAUUGGAAAGUCUCUUUCCCAACAUCGAUUUGGUCAAGCGGGAUUUGUCCAUCGGCAAAGAGGAUUUGGAUUUAUUCAUAAUCCACGCGUACUCUAACGUGGUCUUCUACCAGAAGGAACUGGCCAAAAUGGAGACCAUCAUCAACGAGAAGAUCCAACAGGCGAUCGAAACGGCCCAACGAGGCGAAUACGAAGCCCUCAGCGACGCCCAAAUUCGCGAGGCUUUGGAACGCGAAAAAAGAAGGAUCAGCCUGGCCUAUCAGAGACACGUGUUGAAAAUGAAGAAGGAGCACGACGUGAAAUUCAGGGAGGCCAUGAAGAGGCAAUCGCAGACGUUCUUCGAUCAUCUCGAAGACGAGGUGAAGAAGCGCGAAACGGAAAUCGAACGGACGUUGUUCAGGAAGUUCAACGAACAAUUGGAGAACGAGAAAUCCGCGUCUAAAUUGCAAAUGGCCGCCGUCGUUGGUAGGCUUAAAGGCAUCGAUGAAGCUCUACAAGGAAGCGGCGAUGAUGUUGAUAAAGAGAAGCAUAAAAUCGAGGAGGUUGCUAAAAGAGGUCAAGUAUUGUGGAGCGCUUGUCAAUCAUUAUUGGGAGCUCUAACAAUCGGUUGUCCUGGUUUGACGUGGAAGGAUCAAAUUAGACCGUUGAGUCCCGAAAUCAAAGCCAUAGAAAAAUCUGCAGCCGAGAAAGACGAGCUGGUAAAGGCGGUGAUAAAUAGCAUUCCGACAGAAGCCCGCGAUCGCGGUGUCUACCCGGAGGACGCGUUGCGCGAGCGAUUUUUCAAAGUGGAAAAGGUGGCGAGAACGGUCGCCCUCGUUCCAGCCGAGGGGGCUCCUCUGCCCGUUCACCUACUCUCUUUCCUGCAAUCGUUGUUGCUCGUCGAAGCGGCCAGUCCCAUUCCACAGGCGGAAUUGAACGACGAGAAGAUCGACGUCAGUAAAUUUAACACCAACGAAAUCCUGCAAAGGGCUAGGUAUUGGUUGGAUCGAGGGGAUUUCGUGCAAACGUUGAAGUACAUGAAUCUAUUGAAGGGGGCUCCGAGGUGCGUGGCUGGACAAUGGAUGGACGAGGCCAGGAUAUAUUUGGAGACGAGACAGGCGGCGAAUACGCUUAUGGCGUACGCCGCCUCCGGGGGCCUUUCGUAUCUGUGAAAUGGGAUGGAAGAAAAACUGAAUGAAAAAGGCUAGUAAAUGUUUUGAGUUUUGCUCGCGAUGGUCAACUGUAAAAUUCGUCAUAGAAAUUAUUUAUUUCAAAUACAUAAGUACGUUUUAAAUGCCAAUUCCUUAUUUGUUAAAUAUUUCACUUGACUGCUCUUAAUAAUCGUUAUACUUAAAUAAAUUUUAAAAGUUUC